Melampsora larici-populina 98AG31 is the source of this 3288-nucleotide messenger RNA. RefSeq lists its product as uncharacterized. The record is from RefSeq and is a predicted model, not a curated record. Gene Ontology annotation, biological process: transmembrane transport. The transcript has 8 exons. NCBI's taxonomy places the organism in Eukaryota, Fungi, Basidiomycota, Pucciniomycetes, Pucciniales, Melampsoraceae. Bases 1 to 2688 code for a protein of 895 amino acids. Gene Ontology annotation, molecular function: transmembrane transporter activity. Gene Ontology annotation, cellular component: brush border membrane.
AUGCGAACUCCAACAGCUGCUAUCAAUUCUUCUCAACUGCUACCUACCUCAAAUUCUUCAAAGAAACUAUCAACUCAAAGACCUGGCCUUCCUAAUGCUCAUGGCAGUUACUUCAGCUCUCAAUCUCAAUCAGGAAACGGUCUCACAAGUCCUAUCAAUUCACCUAAUAGUCAAUAUCCUCAUCCGCCGCUUUCUAGUCACAUUCCUAUCCCCUCAGCUAUUCCACCUAUCAAAGCUGAACAGGAUUCUACACCUUUGCCCACCUUGCCAAUCGUGGUAUUAUGCUUUGCAAUGAUUUCAGAAUUCUUAUCAGCUUCUGUUGCUGGUCCAUUCAUCUUUUUCAUGAUUGAAGAUUUUGGUGUAGGUAAAGGACCUGACGGUGGUGGUGAAGCUGCUGUUGGGUUUUGGGCUGGAAUUGUUUCAUCAGUCUUCUUUUUAUCUCAGUUUCUUACUUCCUUACUUUGGUCAAAUGUCUCAAAUAAACAUGGUAGAAGGAUUGUGCUUUUUACUUCUCUUUUAGGAAAUGCUAUCACUCUACUUUUGUUUGGUUCUAGUACUUCACUUGGAAUGGCUAUUUGUGCACGUCUGGGUCAAGGUAUCUUCAAUGGUGCAAUCGGGGUGGCAAGAGGUGCGGUAAGAGAUAUUACGGACUCUACUAACGAAGGCCGCGCGAUCGCUUGGAUCGGAUUAUGUUGGGGUAUGGGUGGUAUUGCAGGUCCAAUCAUUGGUGGUCUACUGGAACACCCCGCCGAAAAUUAUCCUGCCAUCUUUGGGAGUGUACAAUUUUUCAAAGACUACCCUUACUUCCUACCUUGCUCAGUGGCCAGCUUCAUCACUUUCGCAGGAGCGUGCCUUAGUCUUUUCUUAGGCUGGGAUGGCGGUUAUCGCUCCAGCGCGAUCAGAUUGCCUGAAGGUAAAUUAGAAUUGGCUCAUCAGCUCGACAACACCGAAGAAGAAUCAAACGCGAGUGUAACAGAAGAUGAAGGUAUCACUCUUACCCGACCAGUCCCCGCUUCGUCCGCGACCUUCCCACUACCACAAAGCAUCAAAUAUGCUCCAGGACAAGAACCACCACCUAGAAACCCCCUGAGCUUAUCUCGUACAUCUACGCGUCAAUCUACCAAUUUUACUCCUGGAUCUGCCUAUGGUUAUGAUCGAAGAAGUUUCUUGGGAAAUCGGCGACCGACCAACUUCAGGGCUAGUCAAAAUGGUAUGGGUAGUAUUCGGAGUGGACAUGCGACUGCACAAAGAAGAGCUAGUCGCGCUAUCAGUUUAGCUCGUAGUUUUGGUGGUGAUACUCAAUAUGCACCUGAUUACGAUGACCUUGAACAUGAUCAACCGGCUCCGACUUUGAAUUUUGCACAAAGAUUGUUGCUCGCCAACGAGGAUGCGGUUUUUGGUCUACACGAUGUUUGGCUGGCAGCGGCCACUAGCCAGGAUCGUGACGAUGAAUUUUCUCAAGUUGACGAUGACGGACCUCUUUUGGAUGAUUCAGUCUUUGGCGAUGAUGAGUCUCAAUUGGAUGAAGACGGCUUUGGUUAUGAUGAUGAUGGAGCGAGCGAAUUUGGUUCGGUUAAUGAUCGAGGUCGAAUGUACCUUGAACAACACCAACGACCAGAUAGACUACAAUCUCAAUCUUCGGUCAGACCUCGUGACAUCAAUCAAAAUUCAGUCAGACAACGUCUUGGUAGUCGAAUUUCACCACGUCCUUCGAUCUCAGGUUCCAACUUACUCCCUGGUAGCUUUCAUGCAUCUCGUUUCGGACCUGGUAUGAGAUCAGUCAGUAUCUCCUCAGCUAUGCGUCCGGCAAUCUAUAACAACACUGGUCUCUCGACUCCGCCCUCCAAUCCCUCACCCUUCAUGAGCGCUCAUAACGCACAACAACAAGCAUUGCGAGAUCGAAGUAGUGAUGGGCAGACUCCAUUGUCAAACAGUGUACCACCUGGUUCGAAUGCCAAUAACUUGGCUGUGAUCCCUGAAGGUGCUCGUCAUCCAAGUGCAAAUGUGGCAUCAGAUCCAAUCUCGAAACCACAAGCGGCGGGAAGUAACAGUGUGUUUGGUCAACUCCCUCUUGCUAUCAUUGGACAGUAUGCUAUCAUUGCUUUACAUGGGACAACGUGUGAUCAAUUGUUUAUGUCAUUCCUUGUGACUCCAGUCAAGUCUGGUGGUCUAGGAUUAUCAGCCGGGCAUUUCGCUGAAUUAAUUGCUGCAAUGUGUAUUGCUCAGAUCGUAUUUCAAUUCCGAUUUUAUCCAACAGUAGGACCACCAAGAGGAAAACUUACCCAUUUAUCGAUGUUAAGAUUAGGAAUGUGCUUAUAUAUUCCAGUCUAUUUACUCUUACCUGAACUUAGAGCGCUACUCAGAGAAACUCAUAAUGGUUUAGUCAUGUUUGGAAUGAUUUUGUUAUCUGCAUUCCGUUGGUUGGCAAAUGUGUGUGCCUACACUUCGGUAAUGGUCAUGAUUAACGCUCAGACACCUGUCCAUUUGUUGCCAUUGGCAAAUGGUUUGGCUCAAAGUGCAGUUAGUGGUUCAAGAUUCAUUGGACCUAUCUUUGGUGGUUUGGUUUGGUCGUUUUCAAUCACUCCUAGUCCUGACGCUAGACCUUAUCCUUUUAAUAAUGCACUUGGAUUCUUUGUGAUUGCUAUCAUUUGUUUUACAGGAUUGAUGUUAUCAUUCAGACUUAAAUAAUUCCCUAACAUCAUGUCGAAGAACAUCAUAAAGUUCUGGAAAGGAUUCUUUUCGAGUUUCAAUAAGGGUUUUUCUUAGUUCAAUGAUAAUAUAUUGUACUUCUUCUGAUUCUAGUUCUUGGGCAGUACAAAUUGAGUUUUCUACAUUAGAUUUCAUUUUUGAAUUGUUGCUCUCUUUUCAAUCAAUUUUCAAGUUUGGACUUAAGCAUAUUAGAUGGUCUUGAUUUUUCAGUAAUAGUCAAUCUUCUAAUCAUGUUUCAAGUGGGUUUCCUCACCCACUUUUCUUCAAUCAAACAGUUUAUAUGAAAGAGUUAAUCAACUAAUUCAAAGUCUCUAUUUAAUUCUUUUUUUUUUCCUUGAAGUGUUUUGUGUGUGUUUUCCCAAAAUAUUUUGUUGCCUUUGUCUUUUUGAAGAGAUCAAGAAAGUGUUUUUUCUUUGGUUUUGUAUAGUUCAUAAGUCUUUUCUUUGUUUUAGGUUUGUAUGAUUUGAUUGUAUUGAUUUCAUAAUUUCAUGUUUCUUUUUGUGACGAGCUGACUUGGCCAAAAAUAGCUCAGUGGUUUAAUUCUAUCAACAGCUGAAUCUCUGAGUAAAAAUAUAUGGC